UUCAAAACAUUUACAAGAUAUUCUUGAUUCUUGACAAGAAGUCAUGAAUGAAAGCCCUUUUGUGAUAGAUCAACGAUGAUUUCAUGGACUUUUUAUUGAUUUACAGAAUGAGCAGACUACAGGAUAAAGUCUGUAUUUGAGAGAUUGAAUAGAAAUGGCUUCUGGUAGUACCAGUUCAAAGUUGGAAAAUUUAGCAAAAGAGGAUCUAGUGAAAUAUAUUAAGAAGCAAUCUUCUCAACUUAAGCAAUUUAAAUCAAAAUGUGAAGCUUUACAAACACAGCUUCAAGAAAAAGAAGAUGAUGUUCGGUCUCUUGAGAAAGAGAAAGCUGAGUGGUUAUCACGUGGGGUUCAGGCAGAAUUUGAAAAGAAAGAAGAGGUUUCUGCAAAGAACGAUGAGUUGCAAAUGGCUGCUGAACUCGGAAAACAAAUGUUGGAAAGAAACGAUGAGCUUCAGGCAGAAUUGGAAAGUUCGCUAAAAAUCUGUGCAAAUCUUAAGAAUGAAUUAAAGGAAAUAAAGGGUGAGAGAGAUGGCCUUAAACGUUCCUUGCAUUCUUCCCAUCAGCAAGAUGAACAUGAAUUCAUUAGUGCUGAAGAAAGUACCAGGCUUUUGAAUAAGAUAAAGGAAUUACAAGUUGAACGAGAAGAGACGCUGGAAAAAAUAGAAAAUUUAACCUCAGAAAGAAAUCAGCUGAAGCAAACAUGCAAAGAUUUAAAGAAGCGAAUGCAUGUUCUUGGGAGUGAUGUAGAACGAUUAAACAAAGGGAAGAAACACCCAGCUGAAAAUAAGAUACACGAUCUCACUAACGAAAAAAUGGAAUUAAUGGAAAAAAUUGAGAUGCUGGAAGAGGACCGUGCGAAGUUAAUCAAAGACUUUGAAAAUUUACAAGAAAUCGUGACAAAGCAGGAAGAAGAUAAUCAGGAGUACAUCUCGAAAUUCGAACUUUUAACGAAGGAAAAACAACAAGCAGAUGAGAGAAUAAGGAAUCUUAUGGAAGAAGUGGAAGUUUCACGAAAAGAAAUUGGGGAAUUGAAAGAACGUUUAGAAAACUACGGAAGUGAUCAGGAAGAUAUUCAAACAAGUUAUCAGAAUAUGAGGCGAGAGCAUCUUGAAACAAGUAAUAAAAAUGAGGAAUUAAAGAAUCAGAUAGAAGAGCUACUGCAUAGUAGGAAUGACUCGACUAAUUCCCUGAGUUUGUUAACUGAAGAAAGAGAUGAACUGAAAGAAAGUAACGUGGAAUUAAAAGUGAAAUACGAAGACGUGACACAUAAGCUUUCGGACGUAAACCAAAGAAACAAGGAACUUUCUGUUCAGUUGCAAAGUGUGAAUCAUGAAUAUUCACAGAUAAAGAACAUUAAUGACGAUCUCCGGGAAAAGCUUGAUGCAGAAGAGAAAUAUAAAAACACUAUUAAUGAAGAAAUAGAAAAAUUAAAAGUUGAAAAAGAAAAGUUUACAAAAGCAUGCAGGUCGUUGAAAACAAGUCUUGAAGAAUCAAAGAAAGCUUUAGAUCAAACAACGUCGAGCUACGAAAGCCAGAAACACUUAAUUCAAAAUCUACAACAAGAAAAGAAGAAAAUGGCACAAUUGAUUAAGAAACUAAAAGGAAGUGGCGGGCAGAAUAUUGAUGAGAGACAAAGAUCAGCUGACAAGAGUGAACUUGAAGCUGUGAUAUCUGAGCGGAACAGUCUGCUGUCGUCGUUAAAUGAAACUCGGAAAGAAUAUGAAAAAAUGAAUGAAAAAUGCAAAUUUCUAGAAAAGAAACAUGAAAAUGUGCUAUUUGAAAAGGAUGAACUACAGGAGGAACUAAAAGAAAUAUCUCAAAUUAAAAUUAAAUUAGAAAAAGAUGUAAACAACAUUGAAAGUGAGAAAUCACAGCUGGAAACUUCCAUGAAAGAUGUGAAUGAUGUUUUACGGGAUGAAAGAAGAAAGAUGGAUGAUAUGUUUGUUAAUAUGAAAGAAGAACUUAAGUCAAACAUGGAGAUGAUUGAACUUUUAAAGAAACAGUUGGAUGACGUCACUGCAAUAAAAGAUGAUCAAGAAGGACGUUCAACUAAAGUUAAAGAAGAAUUCAAUGGUGUUGUUAGCGCGAAUAAGGAACUUGAAAAACAGUUACAGUUUAUCACAGGUGAGAAGAACAAGAUCCAGCAUGCAAUGGGAGCGGUGAAGAGACAGUGGGAGGAGCAUCAGACAACAUGUGGCGGCAGUAAUAAGGACAUUCAGGAGAGAAUUCAAACUCUAGUCGCUGAAAAACUUGAAAUUGAAAAAUCCCUGGAUGAUCGUUCGGUCGAGUUGACAGACAUGAAAAAGCAGGAAAGGAGACUUCUUGAAAAAAUAGAUCAAAUCUCAAAAGAGAAAGAAGACGGUGAAAGAAACCUUCAAGAACAACUUGUUUCGCUUGAAGCGGAGUACGAGGUUGUACGAGAAAAAGAAAAAUAUGUGCGAAAUAAACGGAGAAAGGAAUAUAAAAAUGAUAUGGAAAAUUCUACUCAGACCCUUGGGGCAGAGUUGGCUAAAGUUAAUGAAGAAAAGGAUACUCUCGAUGCCGAAAUUGAAGAACUCUUCCACGCCCAUGACGAACUUCAAAUAAAGUAUGACGAGGAAGUAAAUGCAAACAAGCAAUUGAAUGACUUAGUUCUCAAAAUGAGUGAGGAGAAGGAAGCAAUAUUUAAAGAAAAUCAGAUUCUAUCUGAAAGACUCUCAGAAAUUCAAUCCAACGAGCUAAGCUCUGAAUCACAUUAUUAUACCGAAAUUUCGACUUUGCAGGAAACCAAUGAAAAUUUACUUCGUGAAAUCGAAACAUUGCGGGGGCAACAAGAUAAAAAGCAAGGAAUUGUAACAGAUUUUGUCGAUUCUGAAAACAUCAGGGAAGAUCCUGCAAAGAACAACAAAUGUGGACACGAGGAAGAGAUCAAUAUUCUUGAUAAUAGAAUUUCCGAGUUAACUAAAGAGAAGGAUGAACUCAAGAACAUCGAGAUGGAUUAUGUGAGUCGGCUUGCAACUGUGACACAACAAUUGGAAGAAGAAAAACGUAGAACUACUGAAUUGCAACAGAAACAUGAGAAAGCUGAAAAUGAACGGCUUGAGCAGGUUAAAAAUGAGAGGGAGGAAGUUUUAAAGCUGAAUGAAGAGAUUGAAACUCUUAAAUCAAGUCUAAGUAAGCACAAAGAUGAAAUUUCAAGCUUACAUACAAAUUUAAAUUCGCUUAAAGAACUAUUAAAGGAAAAAGAAAUCGAGCUUGACGCGAAAGACCAACUAUGCGGGAAAAAUGAACAAGAUUUGUCGAAUUCUAAGACUGUGUUGGAUUCUUUGUCCUCCAAACUUCUAGAAAAGACCGAAGAAUGCCAAAAACUAGCAAAAAAAUUAGAAAAAGAAGAAAUAGCAGUUAAAAAGCUGAAUGAGGACUAUAAGAAUCUGAAACAAUUGUAUGAAGAAAAAAAUGAAGGUUUGAUCAGCGCAGAGGAGGCUCUGUCAAAACAGAAACAAAAUUUAGUUACUAUUCAACAAAAUGUUGACAAAUCACAGCAGGAUAGUGAAGAGAAGAAUGAACAUAUCAAUAAACUGCAACAGUUGGUUGUAAACUUGGAGAAAUCUCUGGAAGAGUUAAGAUGCGAAAGUCAAAAUAAAGAGGAUGAACAAAAGGUUAUUUGCACAAAUUUGGACGAAGUAACUGCAAAUCUUCAGAAAAAAGAGGUUGAGUGUAACAGCUUGAAGACACAGCUCCAAAACCAAAGGACUGAAAAUGAAGCGCUCGAACAAUCACUUCAGGCGCGAGAGACACAAUUCAGUAGUUGUUUAGAUUCAUCCAAUAACGACGUUCGGGAUUUACGUGAACAACUAGAACACGAGAAAGGCAAAUAUUCUGAUUUAAAUGAAAUUUUGAAAACAAAAGAAGCAACUGAACAAAGUUUGAAAGAAACUGUUACAUUACUUGAACAAAAAAUUUUAGACAGAGAAACACAAAUUAGUGAAUUGAGUGAAAUGAAUAAAUCGUUAGAACUAGAAUUGACUCGGUUAAAAGAACGUCAAAUAUCCUUUCAAGAAGACGUAAUGGUGAAAGAGGAAGCAAUUCAGUCGUUUGCUUCCAAUGAAAAUACGCUGUUGGAAAAAGUGAAAUCCUCUGAUGAUCUGUUGAAGGAACAAGAGAAAUCUUUGUCAGAGAUGAGAGAAAAAGUUGAUCAUCAUUUGCAGGAAAGAUUAGCACUUGAAGAAGAAAUAAAUCGUCUUUCGAAAUUUGAAAGUAAUACGAACAUUAAUCAAGCAAAAGUUGAAAAGUAUUGCAAAGAAGUUGAAGAAAUGAGAGCUGGUAAAGAGCAACUAGAAAAACAAAAUAGCGAAUUGCAGGCAAAGAUAAACAAAAUGAAACAGGUCGCUGUGAAGGCAAAAAAAGAAACAGAAAGCGUGAAGAAAAAGUUUGAAGAAGAGAAGGCAGCGUUAAUGGAAGUCAUUCAACAAAAAGACGAAAAAUUGCUCUCAAGUUUGAAUAAAGGUGAAAUAAAAAUCAAACGGGAUUCAGAACAGACCGAAAAGAUCUGCGAACUUGAAAAAGAAAAUAAAACAAUGGCAGAAAGUAUUGACAGUUUAAAAGGACAACUUGAGAUUUCUGCUCGAGAAAAAGAAUCUUUUGAAGAGAAUUUGCAAAUUAUGAAAAAGGAGAAUGCUGAAUUAACUGAAAAGAACAGUGAAAUCGUCAAUAAAAAUGAUGACUUUGUAACGAAGAUUGCAUCUAUGGAGGAGAAUAUCAAUCUUCUAGAGAAACAACUUCAUGACAAAGAAAACGAGUGUAACGAGCUCUCAGAAAAACUUAGGAAUUUGGAACAGGAACUAGCGAAAGAAAAGAUGAAUGUCGAAAACAUUGAAUCCGAGUUGAAAACAGCAAAAGAACAGUUGGAAAGUUCAGAAAAGGAGGCAAGCAAAGCAAGUCUUGUUGAUUUGGAGUUGAAAGAUUGUCAGAGUGCAUUAGAAAGUUAUGAAAAAGAUUUGGCAGAAAAUAAAGACAAAUUACAGCAGAAAAAUGAUGAAUCUGAUGCGCUGAGUAAACAGUUACUAGAGAAAAACAACGAGAUAGUUUCACUUGAAGAAAAAAUUAGCCAAACAGAGGAGAAAGAGAAGAAACUGAAGAAUAUUAUUAAAAAUGUUAAAAAAGAUUUAUCCCAAGUGAAAGAGCAGGAAAGAGAGUCUCAGAAACGGCAAAAAGAUACCCAAGAAGAACUUGAAGCGAAGAUACACGAAAAUGAAAAUAUCAAGGUUCAGCUGUCGGUAGUACAUGCGGAAAAGCAAACUCUUGAACAACAGCUGCAUUCUGUCGUUGAAAACAAUAAAGUUAAUUUGGAAAAUCUUGACGCGAAGCUUAAACGCGUGAAAGGCGAAUCUGAGGCAGUAAAACAAGCAAAAGCCCAUUUGGAAAGUGAAUAUGAAAACUACAAGACGAGAGUGCACAGUGUAUUGAAACAGCAAAAAGCAAAACCCUCAACACCAGCAGCAACUAUUGAAGCUGAUGAAAGGUCACAGCUGCAGCAGAACAUUUUGCAACUUAAAAUAAAACUUCAAGAAACAAGUGAAAAACUUAGAUCAUUACAAAGUGACUACGAGGAUCUUGAAACUGAAAAUGAAAGACUUACCACUGUACACACUCAACUUUCAAUGGAUUCAGAAAAGAAAGAGAGAUUUUGGAAGGAAAGAGUCGAAAAAAUAUCACAGGAGUUUACGACAAAUCUCGAACAACACAAAGAAGCCACUGAACUUCUGACAGUCAAGAACGAAACUUUGGCUAAAACAUACAAGGAUAAGAUUCGAAAGAUCGAAGAAGACCAUAAAACCAAAUUAGAAAAACUUCAUCAAGAAAUUGAUGAACUUGAGAAAGAACGCCAGAAACAAAUAUUAAAAGAUAAGCCACGAUCGCGUGAAAGUCCACCAUUGAAACUAAAUAUUGCUGGUGAUACAACACAGUUAAGAUCUGAGGAAAGACAGGCAGGAGAGGGAAUGGAACACCCAGAACAGGAGCAAAGCAAUGUCACAAGUCAGCCAACUACACCGGUUUCAGCAACAUCCUUCCACAGCGUUCCUUUGGAAACAUUGCUCUCUCCUACAAAGGUCGAAGAAUUACCAAUGAUGGGCGAGAAUGAUUUUAUACAGGAAGAGGUUACAAAAGCCAGACGUGAGAUAGAUCAUUUGUCUGAGCUCUUGCGUGAAAGUGAGGCGACAUCGAUGAGGCUUGGGGAGCAAGCGAAAGUACUAAAAGAUGAAAUUAGAAGAUUGGAAAGAAACCAGGAAAGAGAAGAAGGUUUAUCGAAUUUAGAAUAUUUAAAAAAUAUUAUCAUGAAGUUUCUUAGUCAAGGAUCAAAUGAGAAGGAACAACUUAUUCCUGUCCUCACCGCCAUGUUAAAAUUGAGUGAUGAAGAAAAGAAUUAUCUGUCAAAAUUUGCAAGAGAAACAGAUGAAGGUGGUGAUGAUGCUAACACAGGUUGGUCCAGUUAUCUCUACCGUUGGAGUUCAGUUAACUGAAGAUUAUACUCCAUAAGAAAAGUCCUAAAAUCAGUGAUCGGAGGAUUGCGUCUUAAAAAAGGCGGAAUAACAAAUAAAUGGCGGAAUGUUUGAUCUCUCUCAAGGGGAAGAUCUUGAAAUCAUGAAAUGAGAAAUUGUACAUGCCAUCCAAAGUUGUACGUACGUUUAAUGUCCACCUGACUUCAAACUUUUGCCUCAUUUGUAGUGUAGGCGACUGAUCUACAAUCAUAACGAAUUGUAAAUGAAUGGAUUAUUAAAUAAAAAUUUCGAAACAAAAGCGACAUAGGGUCAGGGGGGAUUGGGGUUACUGCUUGUAAAAUCUUAUAUCAUACUGUAUCAUACCGUAUCAUACUGUAUCAUAUCGUAUCAUACUCUAUCAUAUCGUAUAAAGGGCGUAACUCUUGGGGGGACGGGGGGAGGACAAGUUUGGAGUAGGAGGGGACGAAUAUGUAAUUAUCCCCCCACUUUUUUAUACCGUCGUGUCUUAUUUAAGCUAUAUUUAAAAAAAAAUCAAGAAAUGGUCUUCACAAAUGUGAACUCGAUAGUCCAAACUAUUAACAUUCGACAAUUCCAUAUAAAACGUUUGUUAACGGUGUACGCUUGUACCCGGCACCGUAUGUCAUAAUUAUACAAUACAAGUAUGAACAAAUAAUACAACC
Messenger RNA from Dendronephthya gigantea, 7158 nucleotides. RefSeq names its product GRIP and coiled-coil domain-containing protein 2-like. The record is from RefSeq and is a predicted model, not a curated record. The transcript has 52 exons. Lineage: Eukaryota; Metazoa; Cnidaria; Anthozoa; Malacalcyonacea; Nephtheidae. Bases 155 to 6499 code for a protein of 2114 amino acids.